Molecule: messenger RNA, 1186 nt
Organism: Anoplophora glabripennis (Asian longhorned beetle)
Lineage: Eukaryota; Metazoa; Arthropoda; Insecta; Coleoptera; Cerambycidae
Exons: 7
Coding region: 106-1104 (332 amino acids)
Biological process (GO): sensory perception of taste
Cellular component (GO): membrane
Source: RefSeq, a predicted model, not a curated record
UCCGUUGUUCUCCAGAUUGUUUAUUUUGCGUAUUUUUUCUUUGUCUACUCAAUCCGGUGGUACUGUUCACAGGACAAAUCCUACAAAGACACUGACUGGUAUUUAAUGACAAUGGGUUAUUUUAUUACUGAUUUGGAUUCCAUGGUAACAUUACUAAUAGGAGUGAUGAGAAGUAAAAGGGUGUGCAGAAUCCUCGAAAAACUUUCCAAAUUGGACAGCUCCAUAGCCAAAGACAAAGAACUAAAAACCAACGUAACUCGCGUUACAUUGCUGGUCCUGCUGUAUCUUGGUGUAAAAAUUGGUUCAUUCCUCCACAGCGCGCUUUUCCUGUCAACCUUUAAGUCAGGCCUAUUCUCAAUGAGCUGCUCUUGUUUAGGAUCUCCCAUUGCUGUAUUGGUCAGAGGAAUUACAGUAGUCUUUCCAACGGUAGAGAUUGCCAUAGUGUAUAUGUUUGUGGUACUAGUCGAAGCAAAAUUUGAAUAUCUGGCUGAAUCGGUGGCCAUCACAAUUGAGAAUAUGGGUGGUGAGAAAGAUUCUUGUGGUCUUAUCUACAUCAAGACACCGACCGCGAAGAAGGAGACUCAGUCUCUAGACCGUCUAGCUGUUAUGCACUUGGAGAUAUUCAGUGUAGUGAGCGAAAUAAAUUAUUGCACUGGGUUCCAGCUUCUCAUAGGACAUUGCUCUAGUCUGUACACCAUGAUUUAUUAUCUCUAUCGCUACAUUACCUUCACCAUAGACAGAUACACGACCAGAAGCUCAAGACUCUACUACGUUCCGUCACUCUUCUACAGAUUAGUAAAAAUCAUCGGGUACAUGAUUUUGGGACAGCGCUUUCACACGAAAAGUCUUCUUCCUCUUAAGACUCUACAGAGAAUUCGCAUAACAAAUUUACCUUCCCAUGUUCAACAACAGAUACAGACACUGAUGAUGCAAUGGAAUGAUAAAAAAGCUUAUUUAACAGCAUGGGGGAUUGUCAACUUUGGCCCUUGGCUUCUUGCCCCAAUAGCUGGAAAUAUUAUUACAUAUCUACUAGUAGCACUGCAGUUUGAUGAUACAUCAAUAGAGGAUGCCAAUGCGACGUUAGCUAUGCAAUCUAUGAUAUAAUAUGUUUAAAUUAUAUUUCGAAAGUUAUCUUUUCCUCUCUUUCACACCAGAGCAAUGUAUUUGAAUGUGUAUCACAGUUUCG